AUGGAAGUCUACGUGGACGACAUGCUAGUCAAAAGCAUCCAGAUGAAUGAACAAUUUUUGGGGUACAAUGUGAACCAAAGGGGAAUCGAAGCAAAUUUGGUAAAUAUUAGGGCCUUACUGGAAAUGAGGUCGCCUCAGAAGCUGAAGGAGGUUCAGUGUCUCAAUGGUCGGAUAGUUGCGCUCAAUCGCUUCAUCUCCAGAGCCACUGAUAAGAGCCUACCCUUCUUCGAAGUGUUGAAGCAAGGGAAGAAGUUUCAAUGGACCGAUGAGUGCGAGGAAACCUUUCAAGCGUUGAAGAAACACUUAGGAGAGGCGCCUCUAUUAUCCAAACCUAAACCACAGGAAUCACUACUGAUAUACUUGGCACUCUCCGACAAGGCGGUCAAUGCAGUCAUAGUUAGAGAAGAAGACGAGCAUCAAUUAUCGGUAUACUAUGUCAGCAAAGCACUACUCCCGACAGAAAAUCGAUACCCGGGCAUGGAAAAUCUGGCACUUGCCCUCAUCACAGCACAUGCCAUCAAGGGACAAGCCCUUGCAGAUUUUGUGGCUGAAUCUCCCAUAGCACUAGUAAUGGAGGCAGCAAUGGAGCCAGCCGAGCCCCCAACAUGGAACUUGUUCGUGGAUAGAUCCACAGGAGAAACUGGCUUCGGAGUUGGGAUCGUCUUGGAAAGCCCAGAAGGUCUUAGAUUCGCAAAAGAAAUUCAGGUCAAAAGGCUCCUAGCAAGCAGCGACUCUCAACUUACUGUGAGUCGGGUCAACGGGAACUUUGCCACCAAAGACAGUAGCAUGGAUGCAUAUUUAAAAUUGGUCCUGGACCUAAUCCCACAUUUCGAGAGGUUUGAAUUAAUCCAAGUCCCACGCCUCGAGAACACUCAUGUAGAUGCCCUGUCAAAAUUGGCCAGCAGCAAAGACUCAGAGCUGCUAAAGAUUGUCCCCAUUGAACGCUUGUCGAAGCCCUCCAUCUCUGAAGGUGAAGAGUUGUUAUGGAUAGAAAGUACCCCAGUAGGGAUGCAACCCAUCAUGGCCUAUCUCAAGGAUCAACCGCUACCAGCUUCAAGAAGCGAGAAGGGGAAGAAGCCACGUAUAUACUCAGGGAGAUCCUUGAAGGGAUCAGCGAAAAUCACUCCGGAGGAAUGGCUCUGGCACACAAAACAGCCUUCUCAAAUUCUCUCCGUAGUCACUAGUCUAUUGCCAUUCGUUAAAUGGGGCAUCGACUUUAUUGGUCCACUUGCAAAAGGGAGAGGAAGCGCGACUUUUGUUAUUGUCCCCAUUGAUUACUUCACCAAGUGGGUCGAAGCUGAACCUCUUGCCGAGAUCACCGAGGCGAAUACUACAAAAUUCGUCUGGAAGAACAUCAUUUGUAGGUUCGGCAUUUCCUACUCCUUAGUGUCCGACAACGGAAGACAGUUCGGCAACAAGAAGAUGCGAGACUUAUGCAACGAACUGGGGAUAAAGAAGGAUUUCUCGACGCCUCAUCACCCCCAAGAAAAAUGGGCAAGUUGA
Messenger RNA from Olea europaea var. sylvestris, 1503 nucleotides. RefSeq lists its product as uncharacterized. NCBI's taxonomy places the organism in Eukaryota, Viridiplantae, Streptophyta, Magnoliopsida, Lamiales, Oleaceae. Gene Ontology annotation, biological process: DNA integration. Gene Ontology annotation, molecular function: RNA-DNA hybrid ribonuclease activity; nucleic acid binding. Bases 1 to 1503 code for a protein of 500 amino acids. The record is from RefSeq and is a predicted model, not a curated record. The transcript has 6 exons.